AUGGGUAUCGGAAAUACAGAGAAGAACAAGUUCAGCAAAGCCCUCGCAAAGGCGAAAUCAAUUCUGGAGGGUCUCGUCAAGAUUCCUGGCUACACGGACAGAAAGAUCAUCAUCAAGCAAUUUCUACCAGACGGUUCCGAUUCGAUCAAAAGAAGCGUUAGAACUCCGUUUGCUUACAAAUUCGUCGGCAAAGACUUUGUUGAGAGAGAAAUCGACAACAAUGAUGAAAUAUCUGAAGAUGAUUUCAAAGCGAAAACCCCACUUCACAUGAACCUACCUUACAGACCCAAAAACAUCCUUCAACCAACGAUCAGCGGCAACAUCUGGACUGCCUCCGUAGAUCUCACCGAACUGCCAACAGAACCGUCGGACAUCCGCGUCGGAGUCGACCUAACAAAGAAACUCAUCAUUCCCCAAGGAAAAUACGCACAGACAAUCGUUCGACCAGAUGGCGUUAAAGUCAGCUCUUCGACUGCCUGGUCGAAGGAAAUUCAAAUCCCAGACAUUGUCCAGAUCAAGCCAUCGAUCAAGCUUCAGGGUAAAAUUUUGAAAAUCGAAUGCGAACUCAAGCCCGAAUUUCAAGCAAUCAAGCAACCCGACAAUUCAAUCAACAACGAACCCAACUCUUCUGGACAAGCUCUCAAAGUCGUCGAAGCAGGCGAGGGAGGAGCUUUUAGCCCUUCUGCUGUCCUUCCAAUUGCUUCCGAGGGUCUCAAAGUUGGAAUCCCUCGAAAUCCGAACGCGCCUUUUUCCUCUCCGAUCGGUUACCAAGUCCCACUUGUUGUCACCCCAGGAAAUCAACCCAAAUCCUUGUUCACUCCCGAAGAAGAAUCUGUCCUGGAAGCGAGCUAUAAUAACUACGAUAACACUCUUUCGGAGCACGAAAUAGAAAAAUUAACAUCAAUGCUGAAUAAAAGUAGAGCACACAUUAUCAAUUGGUUCCAACAGCGAGCAAUGAAGCGGACCACCAUCCAAGCGGACGAUGGAGUAACAAUAACCGACAAGAAAAAGAUGAUUCUCGAAGAGUUCUUCGCCGAGAACAAUUUUCCAGAUAAAGAGAAAAUCAUUAACAUCUGCAGCAAAACUGGAUUGCUUGAGAAGGUGGUCUGGGCGUGGUUCAGGAACGGAUUUCUUCUUGUUUCUUUUUGA
This is a messenger RNA of Oikopleura dioica, 1149 nucleotides long. Lineage: Eukaryota; Metazoa; Chordata; Appendicularia; Copelata; Oikopleuridae. The record is from the annotation of a GenBank genome assembly.